Nomascus leucogenys (northern white-cheeked gibbon) is the source of this 3127-nucleotide messenger RNA. RefSeq names its product heterogeneous nuclear ribonucleoprotein A3-like. The coding region runs from base 1 to 1146 and encodes 381 amino acids. The record is from RefSeq and is a predicted model, not a curated record. NCBI's taxonomy places the organism in Eukaryota, Metazoa, Chordata, Mammalia, Primates, Hylobatidae. The transcript has a single exon. Gene Ontology annotation, molecular function: RNA binding.
AUGGAGGUAAAACCGCCGCCCGGUCGUCCCCAGCCCGACUCUGGCAGUCGCCGUCGUCGCCGCUGCCGGGGGGAGGAGGGCCAUGAUCCAAAGGAACCAGAGCAGUUGAGAAAACUGUUUAUUGGUGGUCUGAGCUUUGAAACUACAGAUGAUAGUUUAAGAGAACAUUUUGAGAAAUGGGGCACACUCACAGAUUGUGUGGUAAUGAGAGACCCCCAAACAAAUCGUUCCAGGGUCUUUGGUUUUGUGACUUAUUCUUGUGUUGAAGAGGUGGAUGCAGCGAUGUGUGCUCGACCACACAAGGUUGAUGGGCGUGUAGUGGAACCAAAGAGACCGGUUUCUGGAGAGGGUUCUGUAAAGCCUGGUGCCCAUCUAACGGUGAAAACAAUUUUUGUUGGUGGUAUUGAAGAAGAUACAGAAGAAUGUAAUUUGAGAGACUACGUUGAAAAGUAUGGCAAGAUUGAAACCACGGAAGUUCUGGAAGACGGGCAGAGUGGACAAAAGAGAGGAUUUGCUUUUGUAACUUUUGAUGAUCAUGAUACAGUUGAUAAAAUUGUUGUUCAGCAAUACCACACUGUUAAUGGGCAGAAUGGUGAAGUGCAAAAGGCCCUUUCUAAACAGGAGAUGCACUCUGCAGGAUCACAGAGAGGUCGUGGAGGUGGAUCUGGCAAUUUUAUGGGUCGCGCAGGAAGCUUUGGAGGUGGUGGAGGUAAUUUUGGCCGAGUUGGAAACUCUGGUGGAAGAGGAUGCUAUGGUGGUGGAGGUGGUGGCAGCAGAGGUAGUUAUGGAGGAGGUGAUGGUGGAUAUAAUGGAUCUGGAGGUGAUGGUGGCAACUAUGGCGGUGGUCCUGGUUAUAGAAGUAGAGGGGGCUAUGGUGGUGGUGGACCAGGAUGUGGAAACCGAGGUGGUGGACACGGUGGAGGUGGUGGAGGAUAUGACGGUUACAAUGAAGGAGGAAAUUUUGGCGGUGGCAACUACGGUGGUGGUGGGAACUAUAAUGAUUUUGGAAAUUAUAGUGGACAACAGCAAUCAAAUUAUGGACCCAUGAAAGGGGGCAGUUUUGGUGGAAGAAGCUCGGGCAGUCCCUGUGGUGGUGGUUAUGGAUCUGGUGGUGGAAGUGGUGGAUAUGGUAGCAGAAGGUUCUAAAAACAGCAGAAAAGGGCUACAGUUCUUAGCAGGAGAGAGAGCGAGAAGUUGUCAGGAAAGCUGCAGGUUACUUUGUGACAGUCGUCCCAAAUGCAUUAGAGGAACUGUAAAAAUCUGCCACAGAAGGAACGAUGAUCCAUAGUCAGAAAAGUUACUGCAGCUUAAACAGGGAACCCUUCUCGUUCAAGACUGUCGUAGCCACAGUUCGCAAAAAGUGCAGCUAUUGAUUAAUGCAAUGUAGUGUCAAUUAGAUGUACAUUCCUGAGGUCUUUUUUCUGUUGUAGCUUUGUCUUUUUCUUUUUCUUUUCAUUACAUCAGGUAUAUUGCCCUGUAAAUUGUGGUAGUGGUACCAGGAAUAGAAAAUUAAGGAAUUUUUAACUUUUCAAUAAGUGUGUAGUUCAGUUUUUCUACAUUUUAGUACAGAAACUUUAACCAAAUGCAGUUUCCAAGGUGUUUCCCUGUGAGUUAACAAGUAAAACAGACCAUUGUUAAUUACUACUCUGUAUGAAUGUUGCUAAAGUUAACUGUAAAGAAACACCUGCUGACUUGCAGUUUAAGGGGAAUCUAUUCUCCCCAUUUCCAAACCAUGAUAUGAAUGGGCGCUGACAUGUGGAGAGAAUAGAUAAUUUGUGUGUUUGCAAUGUGUGUUUUAGAUAAAUAGGAUUGGGUAUUUAAAUUAGCAUUUGUGAAUUUAAUAGCAUUAAGAUUACCUUCAAAUGAAAAAAAUAUCAAAAUUUCUAUUUGGUUUUUGUGCAUUUUCUUUUAAAAUGUAAUCAUGACUUUAGUGUGUUAGACUUGCUGAGUCCUAGCUGUGUUUAGAACAUCUCUAUUCUACAUUUACCUUGGUCAAGUUUGAACUGCUGCCAUAGGUUUUGGGUGUAAAGAAUGUUUACUGCCCUCCAUUUAAAUUCUGAAAAGGGAUAGUGGAUGUUUUCCCUCUCCUACAUUAGAAACCAUUCUUAAAAACUUGAAAAUAUAGAACCAUUAAGCCUGCUAUAUCUGAGCAAAUUAGUGGGUACCUUUUUUUUUUCUUUAAAGCACAAGAGGCCCAUAAAUCUUGAGUUACUUUCCUUAAAUUCUUUUUUUUGAUAUAAGUUUUCAGAGCAAGAGAAUAAAAAUCAUGUGUUAUUAAACCCCUAACUGGCUGGCAUGCUUUCCUGUUUGUAUUCUAUACAUUUUGCUGGAUGAAAACAAGGAUAGUUUAGGUAUAAUUGUCCAAAAUAAUCUAACUGCAGCAGAAAUGUAGCACAGUUGCUUAGUACAGGCUUCUCACUUCCUACAGACCUGAAUUCAAAUUUGGAUAGUCUGAGUUCUUAAAUUCCCAAAGAACACACUGUUACUUCUUGUGUAUAUUUCAACAUAAAUCAUGUUGUUACCAAUUUGUUUAGAAGGCCCUGGUUGAGAAGAGUUUUAGUUAAUAAGGUCAUAUAUACAUAUAUUAAUAUAAACCAAUGUCUACUGUUUUGCUCCAGCUAGUGCUUACAAUUUCAUUCGAACCCUGAGUAUGUGCCCUGCUGUUACUCUUUCUUUGGUAGUUGAACGAUGAAUUCAAGUCUUUUUUGUUUUAAGAAGUACUAAGCAAACAAGCAAUAAAAAGGGGAAUGGGGCGUGCUAGUGUUUGAAUAUGCUCUCUUGUCGCUCUAAUUCUGUGCCUCUGUGCAUUAAUAUUUGGAUGCAUGCUAUGCCAGCAUGGAAAUUGGUCUUCACACAUACUGCAGUUUUCCAGAAACAUUCACAAACCAAUAAAUGUAACAGACAUUCCAUUUGUUAAUGGGCAUAUAUGUGAAAAGCAGUGUAGAAAAUAGGCUAAUAUUAGAAAAUGAUUAAGUCCUUAAUAACUUCAAGUGUGGUUAUAUAAUGGACACUGUCAAUGUUCAUAACUUAAACCUGGGUACCUGGUCAAAAUAAUGCUUGGGAAACAUUAAAAUUGAGCUAAAUUGUCUCAAGUUCUUUUAUUCAUAUAAAUAAAGUUUAAAGGAAU